Messenger RNA from Penicillium subrubescens, 1683 nucleotides. Its product is annotated as MFS transporter. Lineage: Eukaryota; Fungi; Ascomycota; Eurotiomycetes; Eurotiales; Aspergillaceae. The record is from RefSeq and is a predicted model, not a curated record. The transcript is spliced from 4 exons. Gene Ontology annotation, molecular function: transmembrane transporter activity. Gene Ontology annotation, biological process: transmembrane transport. The coding region runs from base 1 to 1683 and encodes 560 amino acids.
AUGCCCGAGCACACAGAGCACGAGCACGAGCCAGAGCACGAGCCAGAGCACGAUUAUCACUCUACAACCUCGACGGACGACAUCGAGUCGCGCGAUAUGCACCAUCAUCAUGCUGACGAGGAAAUCGGUCAGGCCUCUACACAGCUAGAGAAACAAAGUACCGCGGCAUCAGGUCUUUCGGUAUUCGAGCAGCGCGCACAAUCGGUUGUAUCGCGCAUUCGCAGUCGAGAUCCAGGGCAGACGGCCAAGUUUACGCAUCCGUUGACGCAUACGAAGACGAGUCCAGAUGUGAUUGUUGAUUUUGAGGGUCCUGAUGAUCCCUAUAGACCGUUGAAUUGGAGUUUUGGGAAGAAGGCUGUGACCACGGUGUUGUAUGGGUUGACGACGAUGGGUGCGACGUGGGCUAGUUCUGUAUACUCCACGGGCCAACAACAAAUUUCCAAUGACUUCGGCGUUUCCCUGGAGGUUUCGACUCUAGGAACUUCACUGCUACUUUUCGGUCUGGGCUUGGGUCCCCUAGUAUGGGCACCUCUGUCGGAGGUAUAUGGUCGCAAGCCGGCUGUGCUUGCUCCUUAUUUCAUUGCCGCGAUCAUGUCGUUCGGUACUGCAACUGCAAAGGAUCUGCAGACGAUCAUGUUGACUCGAUUCUUCACGGGCUUCUUCGGUUCAGCACCUGUGACGAAUACUGGUGGUGUUUUGAGCGAUAUUUGGACAGCCGAGCAACGGGGCGCUGCGAUUGUUGGAUAUGCUAUGGCUGUUGUUGGUGGACCAGUCCUAGGUCCCAUUGUCGGCGGUGCAAUUGUUCAGAGCUACCUCCACUGGCGAUGGACUGAAUAUAUUACCGGCAUCAUGAUGAUGUUCUUCCUUCUACUCGACCUCAUCUUCAUCGACGAGAGCUACCCACCCGUCCUCCUCGUCUACAAGGCGCGAAGACUUCGUUUCGAAAGCGGCAACUGGGCUCUCCACGCCCGGCACGAGGAGUGGGACGUAACCCUGAAAGAACUGGGAAACAAAUAUCUCAUUCGACCCUUCCAGCUCCUCGCCACUCCAAUCUGCUUCCUCGUGGCCUUAUAUGCCUCCUUCGUCUACGGUAUCCUCUACCUAAGUCUAGCAGCAUUCCCCAUCGUCUUCCAAGAAAUCCGCGGAUGGAACCAGGUUGUCGGCGCACUACCUUUCCUCGCCUACCUCGUCGGCAUCCUGAUCGGCGCUGUGAUCAACUUAUCCAACCAGCGUUUCUACCUCAAGCGCUUCAAGGCAAACAACAACCGCCCAGUCCCCGAGGCAAGACUGCCACCUAUGAUGCUCGGUUCCGUUCUCUUUGCCGCGGGCAUGUUUGUCUUUGGUUGGACAAGCCCAAAGCAUAUACACUGGAUAGGCCCUAUCAUCGGCGCCGUCAUGAUGGGCUUCGGCUUCUUCACUAUCUUCCAGGCUGCACUAAACUACCUGAUUGACACCUUCCAGAAAGCUUCUGCCAGUGCGAUCGCUGCAAACACCUUUCUACGCUCUGUCUUCGCAGGUUGUUUCCCGCUGUUCACUAGCGCCAUGUUCCAUAAUCUUGGUGUACCCUGGGCAGCUAGUAUUCUGGGCUUUAUCUCCGUUGCUCUGAUUCCUAUUCCAUAUCUGUUCUAUACAUAUGGAAGGCGGAUUCGAGCACGGGGAAAGUGGUCACGAGACUCUCUAUAG